Molecule: messenger RNA, 1200 nt
Organism: Fomitopsis serialis
Lineage: Eukaryota; Fungi; Basidiomycota; Agaricomycetes; Polyporales; Fomitopsidaceae
Exons: 3
Coding region: 1-1200 (399 amino acids)
Source: RefSeq, a predicted model, not a curated record
AUGGGAUUCCGGUCCUUCUUCGGUUCUGGCUCUGCCACGGACCCUUUCCAGCCCCUGUCUCAGCUUGAUGCUGCUUCCCAGGCGCUUGUCCCGGCUGCGCCGGCGUCCUCGAAACAGGUCGCCAAGGCCGCGCCCCCCGUCGCCCCAGCUCAGGCCACUGCGCCCAAGCCAAAGCCUCCCCCGUCUGCGCAUAUCCGCCAGGGCAACAGUAAGGACGGAGCGAAGACGAUCAUCAUUCAUCUCACCCAGUCCCUCUCCGAGUCCAUCACACCCAUCAGCACGGAGGACUUCGCUGUCGGUGCUAACAUCAAGCAAUCCGGCUAUCGGGACGUGUUUGUCGCUUGUGUGAACUGUCCUGACCAUGAUGAGUUCGAGGCGAUCACUGCGGCGGUUACCGAGAAGCUUCGCGCGCUGAUUCCGCACGAUGAUGUUGGGAUUCAGGUCGAGUACCAGACGGUGCUCACGUCUAUGGCAAUACGUGACUGCAGGUGGAGUUACAAGGACGCCCGGAACACGCUUCAGAACCGCGGCUCAGAUUAUUUCUGGAACACGCUGAACGAAGCUGCCAAGGUCGAUAAGCACACCCGCAAUUUCGUGGAGGCAUGCAUACCGUUCCACAACUUGCCGAACGCUCGGCUGGAAGGCAGAAACGGAGGAGGCAACAUUGUGUGUGCCAUUCGUGAUGCUCACAGCGGGAGACGCGCUAUCGCGCUCACCAAGAAACCUGUCCUCCUCGCUGAACGUGACGGUAACGGACGGGACGUGCUGACAAGGCACAAUGUCGAGAUCGUGGCGCCGCUUAACAGCAAAACCCCAUGCGGCGAGUCGCACUACGAAGACGAGCACAAUGCUUCUGCGUUGUGCUGCGCCGAACACCGUAUCGCGACGGGCGGGAUCCCUGAUCUCUGCCCUGACGAGCACAAGUAUUGCCCUAACUGUCAAGUCAGUGGGCACGGUCCGUCCGACCGGCGCUGCAAGUUCUGGAAACGGAACAUGCAGAAGGCUUGGUACGACAACGCGGUCAAGGGCAUCGAAAAGGUGGUCGACCAACAGAAGCGCGUCGAUAACGCGAUUCGCGCCCUCAGAACUAAGGCUAAGCGCGUGGCGAAAGCUGCCGCUGACGCCGUUGCUUCUGGAUCUGGCGAGACCCUCGAGGCUCGCAUCGAAGAGGUCACGGGCAUGCCCGUCGAUCAAUCCUAA